Messenger RNA from Vespula vulgaris, 2031 nucleotides. Its product is annotated as IQ and ubiquitin-like domain-containing protein. The record is from RefSeq and is a predicted model, not a curated record. NCBI's taxonomy places the organism in Eukaryota, Metazoa, Arthropoda, Insecta, Hymenoptera, Vespidae. Gene Ontology annotation, cellular component: motile cilium; acrosomal vesicle. Gene Ontology annotation, biological process: cilium assembly.
CGUGCAGUUGAUGAAGAGCUUGUAUACGUUGUAUAAUAAUCGUAACACGAAAUAUGGUUUUAAUAACGGAAGUGGAAGAUCGGAAGAUCGUGAAACCUUAUUUGGGUGGAUGGCGGAAUAAAAUCACGGGUAUAGAAUAUUUAAACGCAAUAUCGCAAACCGGACCACCACCUAAAUAUACAUCCUGGAAUAAUUACUGUAGUAUUGGGAUUCAAACGGUGGAAACUAAAGAUGGAACAACACAAUCGGCACAUAAUAAAACCACACAAAUGUGGCGGUGCGACAAUAUACGUAAAUUAAAAGAGAAAUGUAAGCGUAGGACGGAUUAUAACGUAUCGAAUGCGAAUGACAAGUACAUGACACCUAAGUGUUACGAACCAUACGAUGAUAUACAAUGGCGUCUCGAUCUUAAUCAUCGAGCGAGGAUCAUUCAAAGGAAUUAUCGAGUAUAUAGACUUUUGAAAUAUAUGAAAGAAUGUGCUCGAAAAUAUAGAGAAAUAUUGAAAGAAUGUAAACGGUAUCAGGAUGAGAGAAUCAUUAUGUACAGGAAAAGACACGAGCAGGAACUUCUACGAAAGAUUAAUCCACGUUCCAGAGCAGAUUUUGAUAUGUUGAUCGAACUAAUCGAACGAUGGAGAUGUGAUCGUAUAAAGGAGAUAAAUGCACGCUACUUCAAAGCUACUCAGUGCGCUGAAAAUUGUUUCGUUCUUAAAAAAACCGUGGAAAUGUUUAACGUCAUCGAUAAAUUUAAACAAAAGAUCAGAGAACAAUACAGAACGAGGAAACGUGUUAAAUUUUUAAAGAUCAAUUCUAAGCCUAUAAAGUGGCACGGAUAUAAGGCUAAACUGAUAGAAAUGGUCACAUUGAAGACUCAAAAGGCACAGGAAUAUUUGAGCAUAUUUAAUUCGUUAAGCAACGAUAAUUUGAACGUAGAAGAACGAACGGAAUUGUUAUUGAUGUUGAAAAAAUCACUCGGAUUUCAUAUCUGUGUCUAUGCUUUCGACUUGAUUUACUUGUUGGAUCAAGAGAUAAUGUUAUUGUCGAGAGGCAUCAAGAAUCUAUCUCUCGAAUAUUUAAGAAAAAGAAUACUAUGUGAGAAUCUGUUAAGACAAUCGAAAAAAAUGUUAAUAACGAUUGUUAUAAUUAAUACAGGUGAUUAUUUGAAAUUCGUUGCCAAUUCUGGUACUUGCGCUUGCACGAAUAUUCGUAGGGGUUUCAAAAAGGAUCCCAAGUGCGAGGAAUUUCGUGAACCCUUGGAGAUAAAAACAUUAUUUUGUAGAAGCUGUAGAAAAGUACUUCCCUAUAACAGAUUUUCAGUUCACAGUAGAUUGAACAAAUUAUCGUCUUGCACUAGUAAAUGCAAUUUAAUUUACUUUUUCCUUUUCCUUUUUCUUUUUUGUUUUUAUCCUAAAUACACACAUUUAUUAUCUACGUAUAUUAAAAAUAUUCAAACGAGAUCUAAUCGUAUUGAAGGUUGCACGUUGUUGAGUGAUAGAAGUUACUUUCACGUUAAUUACGAACCAUACGUUUUUAUUUUAAAUUACGUGCGAGCCGAAGAAAAACGGAAUAGAUGUUUUUCGGCAUUGGCGUUUAUGAUGCAACCAAAAGACAUUUAUUAUCUGGUUAACAACAUUUGGCAGAAUCAUUCGAUCAUAAGUAAAAACGAAGACAUUUACGUAUUAAGAUUGGUCAGAUAUAACAAGCACGUUGAAUGGUCACCAUGGAAUUGUAUUCUUUUAACCGAAGAAGAAGCAGAGAUUCAUUAUCGUAUCGAUGAUUUCACCAAAGUCUAUUCGAAACUAUUGCUACAUGAGAUCUUAUUGAAACACUUGGCAGCGAAGAAUUAUUUCAAACGGCUGAGCUACUAUGACAAAGGAUUUAGAGAAUCCUCUCGAUUUUACAUGAUACAGGAUAGAAAGGAUUACGAGCCAUUUGACAAAGGGAUUUAUCUCGAAGGAUACGAGUUUUAACGAUUUACAAAAUUAUCAGGAUUCUAUGUAUCUUCUUUUUUAAAUAUUAUUUAAAUAACAA